This is a messenger RNA of Micropterus dolomieu (smallmouth bass), 3090 nucleotides long. RefSeq names its product solute carrier family 23 member 2. Gene Ontology annotation, biological process: transmembrane transport. The record is from RefSeq and is a predicted model, not a curated record. Gene Ontology annotation, molecular function: transmembrane transporter activity. The coding region runs from base 39 to 1871 and encodes 610 amino acids. Gene Ontology annotation, cellular component: membrane. NCBI's taxonomy places the organism in Eukaryota, Metazoa, Chordata, Actinopteri, Centrarchiformes, Centrarchidae. The transcript is spliced from 12 exons.
UCCUCAGAAACUAUACCACCUUGCCUUGUUUUACCAGAAUGCAUCUCACUACUGAUGAGGAAAUAGAGCUGGGACUCAAGGAGCAGGGGACAGUCAAUCCUGCAUUUGGGGACAAAGAAAGUGAUGAACAGCCACAACUGACAGUUGACAUUGGGGAACCACAUACAGAUGCCCAGGAAGAGACUGUGAACAAAGGCGUAGAUCUGGUUUAUUCCCUAAAUGACAGGCCGCCAUGGUAUCUCUGCAUUCUGCUCGGCUUCCAGCAUUACAUCCUCGCAUUUGGUGGCAUCAUCGCAGUCCCGCUGAUCCUGGCCGAGCCCCUCUGCAUAAAGGACAACAACAUCGCCAAAAGCCAGCUCAUAUCCACAAUAUUCUUUGUGUCGGGAUUAUGUACGCUGCUGCAGACAGCUGUCGGUGUCAGGUUACCAAUCCUCCAGGGUGGGACCUUCAGUUUCAUCACUCCAACCCUGGCCAUUCUCGCUCUGCCCAAGUGGCAGUGUCCAGACCCAAAAGCAUCUGUGAUGCUGUCUGUGCAUUUGCACAAUGUCACCAGUCCACUGCAAAGUGAGAAUUCUGAUGAGGUCUGGAUGUCACGAAUGCGUGAGAUCCAGGGAGCCAUCCUUGUGUCGUCUCUGCUCCAGAUUGUCCUGGGCUUUUCUGGGCUGGUGGGCCUCGUGCUGAAAUACAUCGGCCCGCUGGCUAUCGCUCCUACCAUCAACCUCAUCGGCCUGUCAUUGUUCAGUGAAGCUGGCAAGAAGUGUGGAGCUCACUGGGGAAUAGCUGCUCUCACGGUCUGUCUGAUCCUCCUGUUCUCUCAGUAUCUCAGCAAAGUUGAUGUUCCAAUGAUUGCUUACAAAGAUAAGAAGUGGAAGGUUUUCAACUAUCCGCUCUUCAAACUCUUCUCUGCUUUGUUCGGGAUGUGUGGUGCCUGGCUGGUCUGCUUCUUACUGACCAUCUUUGACGUCCUUCCUUCAAAAUCUGAUGAGUAUGGCUUCUCAGCCAGAACUGACAUCAGUCUAGAUGCUGUGACAAACUCCCCUUGGUUCCAUGUGCCUUACCCAGGUCAAUGGGGUAUGCCCACAGUGAGUGUGUCGUCAGUGUUGGGUAUGAUGGCAGGUGUCUUGGCAUCUACCAUGGAAUCAAUUGGUGACUACUACGCUUGUGCUCGCUUGUCUGGCGCCCCUCCUCCACCGACUCAUGCCAUAAACCGAGGUAUUGCAGUGGAGGGCAUCGGCUGCAUCCUGGCUGCGCUGUGGGGAACUGGAAAUGGCACCACCUCCUACAGUCAGAACAUUGCUGCACUUGGCAUUACCAAGGUUGGGAGCAGACUGGUCCUCCAGACGGCCGGCAUUCUGAUGAUCGUCUUGGGGAUCUUUGGGAAAUUUGGAGCAGUUUUUAUCACCAUACCAGACCCUGUGAUUGGAGGCAUGUUCCUCGUUAUGUUUGGAAUGAUCGCAGCGGUGGGGAUAUCCAACCUCCAGUAUGUGGACCUUAACUCAUCCCGUAACCUCCUCAUCCUCGGCUUCUCUACCUUCAGCGGUCUUGUUUUACCUACCUGGUUUCACUCCAAUCCCGGCGUCAUUGACACAGGGAUAAAAGAGCUAGACCAAGUGAUUGUAGUGCUUUUCACCACACACAUGUUCAUCGGAGGAUUCUUUGGGUUUAUCCUGGACAACACCAUUCCAGGCACUGACCAAGAGCGAGGCAUCAAGAGCUGGCAAGACAAGGUGCGAGGGGACAGCAAAAACAUGUGUGACCAGUCAUGCUAUGAUAUCCCUUUCUGCAACAGUGUUUUGAAGCGGUUUAGAUGUUUCCAGUACGUGCCCUUCCUCCCAUCUUACAAGACCAACCAACAGGGGACAUCCAAGUAAUGCACAGAUGCUGAGGCUAACCUUAAAUAGGUAAACAGUAUUUGGUGAGCAUUGAAAAAAAGACAGUAAAAGAAGGAAAGAGCAUAAAAAGUUAGCUUAUUUUGUCACUAAAACAAUGUUAGCACAAAAGUGGACAGAACAUUAUGUUGUUUAAUUGCUUUUACAUUAUUUUUGUUGAUAGAAAACAUUACUGUGAGGUGAUAGUGUUAACCACUGAGCCAAUGAGAUGUCAUUCUGCUCCAGUUUCCUCCCACAGUCCAAAAACAUGCAUGUUUGUUGAUUGGAUAAAACAAAAUCUAAACAGUAAAACUGGUAUAACUGGUUGUUGUUUGCCUUUAAUGGGUAUACAUACCACUUGUAUGUUGCCUAGGGUCAACCAGCUAUGAAUUUAAGCUUCCAGCGUGGCUCUGACGGAAUUAAAAACAUAAAUAUAUAUUAUGUAUAAUAAUUAAAUAUAAAUAUAUAUAAAUAUAAUAAUUCACAGUGAAUGAGAUUCUGUUAAAUAUAAAAUCUAAAACUCAUAUCAUCUUUAGUACUUUAAGUUAAAAUAACUCUGCCCUCGUAUACAUUAAAUAAAAAUGUUUUAUUGAAUUUAUAACAAAGUUGUAAAAAACUGCUGUGUAUCCUUACAGUUACAGUUCAACAAAAUAAAACCUAAUUUCUUAGUUAAAACAUUUGUAGUCUGAACAAGCAAAGAGCAGCAUGAUACACUUCGGAAGAAUCAUCAUUCCUCAUGAAGAGCUUUCAAAGACAUUAAUUACACACUCCUUUAAUUUGUGAAAGAAAGAUUUUGAACAUGAAACAUUUAGUCAAUUUAGAAAAACAUAUCUUUGGUGUGCAAAGCACUUUCUGCAUGCAACAAAUCUUUGCACUACCCAUUUCAACAUACCACUCAUCUUUCUUUGGACAACAGCCAAGUAACUUUCUUAUAAAAAUAAAAUGAUUUAUGCUCAAUAAACGGAUGCACGUUCUCCAACAUUUCCUACCCCAGCUUUAAUGUGUCAUGACGCUGCUCUUAAGCCACUGGUCAGAUGUUACAAAUGUGUUGUAACCCAUACUUUACUACCUCAUCAAGAAAAAUUACUUACAGAAACAGAUAAUUAAUGUAAUGCUUAUUCAUUAAAAAACAUUAUGUGAUGUCUUUAAAAGAGCUGUUACAGUUUAUUAAUGUUAUGAAGGUUACAGUUUAAUACAUUUCAGUCGGUGUUUUGUCACUGUA